Messenger RNA from Pseudonaja textilis, 1666 nucleotides. The record is from RefSeq and is a predicted model, not a curated record. NCBI's taxonomy places the organism in Eukaryota, Metazoa, Chordata, Lepidosauria, Squamata, Elapidae.
GCUGACCGAGGGCUGGCAGGCGCCGGCAGGAGCCCUGGGGCCGCGGGGCAUCGCCUUGGCAUCAUGGGGCUGGUUGGUGCCACCUUGAUGGCCCACAUCCUGGCAUCCGCGGCCGGCUUCGCGGCCACCCCCUUGCCCUGCGAGCGGCCAGCUCCCCCGGCUGGUGCCAUCGUCGCCCUGCCGGGCACCAACGUAACCCUGCCGUGCCCGGAAGGGGAGCCAGUCAACCAGACCCUGUUGCGUUGGAAGUUUGAGAAAGAACCGGUCUCUUCCGCCAUCCCUGCAGUGUGGGACACCUCCCAGGCCGGCCUUUUCCUUCCCUUCGUCCACCCCAACCAUUCGGGCUCUUACAGCUGCUUCGAAGGGAGCCGAGUCCUUCGUAGCCACCGCUUGAUCGUCGAAGAGCCUCCUCAAAUCCCAGACUUCACCUGUUUCCGCAGGAGUUUAGCCAAGGAUAUUCUCUGCGAGUGGAAGACAUUUUCUCCCGUGUUGCCACGCACCAAAGCUACCCUCUGGAUGCAAAGGUUCACGGGAGGGAAUGUCACGGAGCAACUAUGCCGCUACUACAGCCGGUCCCGGAAGUUCUUCUGCCGCGUUCGAGGGCUGAACAACGAGGAACAUGAGCUGCUGCUGGUGUCUGUCUGCGUGGCCAACCUGGCAGGGACGGCGCGGAGCCAUAAAUCCUUCCACACGGAUAUUUUGCUGAAGCCAGACCCCCCGGCCAACGUGCAGGUCCACCCCGUGGAGAGGGAACCCCACAAACUCCACGUCACCUGGAAGAACCCCAGUUCCUGGGGCCCCAGGCAUUACUACCUCCAGUUCCAGCUACGCUACCGGGUGAAAAACUCCAAAACCUUCUCCGAGGUCCACCUCAACCACGGACUGACCUCCUACACCAUUGUGGACGCCAUACAGAAUUCACCCCAUAUCAUUCAGGUCCGGGGACGGGAAGAGUUUGACCAUGGAAACUGGAGCGAGUGGAGCCGGGAAAACGUGGGCAUCCCGUGGUCCGAGUCUCCAGAUUUUAAGCCAGAAACAACCGAUUGCACUUUGAAGGUCUCCUUCGAUCUGAAUUUCUCCAGCACCUUCACACCUACCGUCUCCGCCUCCUCCGGCUACCCCGAGAAGCCCCUCGUGGUGGAAGGGACCGUCGGGGUGCCACUCUACGUCUUUCUCAUCGUGGCGGUCAGCAUCACGCUAGGGCUGGCCUUGGCGGUCGGCGUCCUCACCCGGUACCGCAAGAAGUGGGGGCUCCUGCCCUUUGGCGAGAUGAAAGGCACCCCCAAACCCCCCUCCUAUGCUCUGGCCCCCAUGUCUCCAGAGCCCCCCAUGAGUGCCUCCCCCCUCCUCUCCCCUCCCACCUCGCCCUUCAGCGAGAGCUCCAUCGACAGCCCGCGGACCCCAGACCAGGGUCCCUUCGACGUCUCCAACGCGGACUACUUCCUGCUGCCCAAAUGAUCGGGGGGCCCUGCGUUGAGAAGGCCCUGGAGGCCCCCCCCCACACCCCGUGGUUGGCCUACAAGACAGGGGUGGCCCACAGCCCCCCCAAAAAAACCUGCCUUUGGGGGCAGCCUUGCCAGCAUUUGCCAAGGAUUCCUUCCAGCCCCAAGAACUUAGGAAGGUCCAGUUACGCUCCGAGUUACGUCCAGUUACGUCCCUUCUUUCU